Molecule: messenger RNA, 1919 nt
Organism: Eimeria acervulina
Lineage: Eukaryota; Apicomplexa; Conoidasida; Eucoccidiorida; Eimeriidae
Exons: 2
Source: RefSeq, a predicted model, not a curated record
GGGGGGGCCCAGGGGGGCUCCCAUCGUGGGCUGUUGAAGUUGCUGAGCUGCCGCCUGGGGUAUUUCUUUGCCUUGGGGGGCCCCUAAAGAAGAUAGAGGGGCCCCCAAAGUGUGAGAAAGGAGAGUGGACGACAUGGGAGGCCCUUUGUGCUCUCUUGCACGACAAGGGGCCCCCUGAAUCUCUAGAGAUUAUUAAGCGAGCUGUGAGGGGGCCCCCUGCUGCUACAGUGCUAGCGGGGCCCCUCUUAACCCUGGGGGCCCUCUACCGCUUGGCAGCAAAAGUGAAGCCUCUCCUCCCCUACCUCCUGCGGGAAAUGUGGCGACGCCAGCAGCAGCAGCAGCAGCAGCAGCAGCAGCAGCAGCAGCAGCGACGGGAAACGUUAGGGUUUGGGUUGCUGCAUUGGAGUGAAUUUCAGGCGCUGCUGCUGCAGGCCAUCCAUGCAAAUGCAGAGGAUAUGCCGGGGCCCCCCAACAGCAACAACAGCAGCAGCAGCAGCAGCAGCAGUUUGAGUGCAGAGGAGUGGCUGCUGCUGCACGGCUGCUUAGCCUUUAGACACGUAUGGAGGGGGGGCGGAGGGACAGAAGAGAUAUUUGAUUUGUGGGUAGCUGCGCGUUCAUUGCUUUCUUGUCUCCUUCUGGGGGCCCCCAGGGGGGCCCCACAGCAGCAAGCAACACCUGCAGCAGCAGCAGCAGAAGCAGCAGCAGAAACAGCAGCAGCAGCAGCAGCACCUGAUGCUGCGCCUUCGCACCGUCUGUCGCCGUCCCUAAGGGAACUUCUUCAUAUCUUUCGGGGGCACAAUAAUGCGGGUAUACGAGAUGCAGCAGCAGCAGCUGCUGCUGCUGCUGCUGCAGCACCGACAGCAGCAGCAGCAGCAGAAGGGUACGAAGUUAGGGCAGAGUGGCAAUGCUCCUCGCCGUUUGCUCUGUCUGCUCUAGGGGGCCCCCAGGAGGCCUUUGGGGGCCCCCUAAGUUUACCUAUCGGUUUACUAGUGGAGAGGGGGAGGGGCCUCAGGCGUCUGGGGGCCCUGCUACCUUCUUCAUUUAUAACUGCUGCUGUUGUGCUGCUGCCUGGCAUUGCUGCUGCUGCCUCUGCUGCUCAUGGGGGCCACGGGGGGCCCCUACUGCAGCAGCAGCAGCAGCAGGGGGCCCCUGGGGGGCCCCUCACCCUACUUAACAAUAUCUUCUCUCUUGAGCAAGGGUCAAGCUCUGUUAUAUACAGAAAUAAAAACCCUUCUUGGAGAUGGGCCUUCACGCUGAGGGGGCCCCCCCUUGGGGAGUUUGCUGCAGCAGUUACUGCAGCAGCAGCAGCAAUACGGGGGGCCCCCCAACAAGGGGGCCCCCAAGAGAAGGCUGCUGCUGCGCUGCUCUGCAGAGCCGCUGAUAGCCUUCGAGCUGCUGUUCAGCAACGGCCACCAGGAGCAGCAGGAGAUCCUUCUGCUGCUGCUGCUGCUGCUGCUAAUGCGCUGAUGCCGCUGCUAGCUGUUCGUUUAACAAUCUGGCUGUUGGAUGUGCGUGCAGAGGGGCCCCAGGGGGCCCUCCCUAUUCUUCCUGUGGCCGUUCAUUUUCCUGUUAUGUUUGAAGGGGGGCCCCCCUGCCCUCCUUGGCUGGGGGGCCCCCCAGACGAAGCAAAGGGGGGCCCCCUCAUACACCCCAUACCUCGCGGCUGGCACCCCUAUGGGCAGGUCUUUGUACCCAUCAGGGGCCCCCAAGAGGGUACAGUAGGGGGGCCCCCCGAGCUCGCAACCUUCUGUAUUCAACCGCCACCAGCUUCAGGCGCCAGCCUCACAAGUGCUGGGGGGGAGGCUGCUGAUGCUGAGGCUGCUGCUGCUGCUGCACCGAACGCUGCAGCAGCAGCAGCAGCGGAUACGCAGUGUGGUGUAUGCACUGCAGCAGCUUUCAUCGAGUGGGGCAACGCGUAG